AUGGAAACAGCAUGGCCGGAUGAAGCCAUUAAUGUUAUCAGCUAUAGUUUUCUAGUGUUAGUCGUACACGGUUUUAUAAUUGUAUUUGGCGGCUGGGUACCGAGUGCAUUUAUAACUGUUGCACAUCAGCGUGAGAAUGUUACGUAUUCUUUAUUUGGCCAUAAAUGUUUACCUGAAGCACCAUCAUCUAUUUUAUGUAACUCUGUUUAUUCCAUAACGGGCUUUUAUUUCCUAAUCUCAUUUAUCGGUGCUUUUAUUUGGUGUUUUUGGACGCAAUCAUUACGUUUCCGUUAUAAAUUUACCGUUUGUCAGCGUAAAAAAUCAAAAGUAUACGCUCAUUUAACUAUUAUUUUAUUGGCACUCAAUUGUUUUAUUAUAGAAUCAUCUUUAUUUGUCCUAAAAACAUUUGAUGUUUCUUCAAUACCCUAUAUUUUUAUAACGAUAACAAAAUAUUUACAUAUUUUGUCAAUUAUAAUUAUUAUAUGUUGGCUUCGAGGUUUAACGAAACAGCGUGAUCAUCAACGUUUAGACUUAGAAAUGCCAUCUCCGAACUUUAAAUAA
Didymodactylos carnosus is the source of this 561-nucleotide messenger RNA. Lineage: Eukaryota; Metazoa; Rotifera; Eurotatoria; Philodinida; Philodinidae. The record is from the annotation of a GenBank genome assembly.